Nannizzia gypsea CBS 118893 is the source of this 258-nucleotide messenger RNA. RefSeq lists its product as hypothetical. The transcript has 2 exons. Bases 1 to 258 code for a protein of 85 amino acids. NCBI's taxonomy places the organism in Eukaryota, Fungi, Ascomycota, Eurotiomycetes, Onygenales, Arthrodermataceae. The record is from RefSeq and is a predicted model, not a curated record.
AUGCAUAUCUCGAAGCUUCUGGCUGCAGGCCUUGCCUACCUGGUUACCACGUCGGCCUACCCUUACCGCGACGUUAUCUCUCGUCGUAGCGAGUGCAAAUAUCCCGUCGGAAACUGCUGGGACAAUAACUGCAAUGGAGAUGAAAAAACAUUGAUCUGUCACUCUUUGAUCAGGGCACAUAUGCUGGAUGUCAAUGCGGUUAUGGCUGUAGCAGGAACUUCUACCAGCAAUGUGAUAAAAACGGGUGCAAUGGGGUAA